GCUGAUAAACUGCACUGCCUGUUUAUUGUGGUCUGGGUGAAUAUCCUCUUUCUACUUUGCAUUUGUCUCUGAGGCCCAGCAGUGCAUGGUAUUCAUGCAGUUCAUAUUAACUGUGUAAAGUGGAAGGAAGAGCUUGAACACAUUUGUUCGAGUUAUUAUCUUAAACUGCAGGCAAAGACAUUUCCACAGACUUUUUCUGUCACACCAGCUACCUCCUUCAUAAACAACGCCCUGAGAGAAACAAACUAUGAAUCUUAGAACAGCUGCAAGAGGCUUUGUAGCUUUCCUUCUGUCAGUACCAGCAUUACAGGGUUAUAAUAACUGGGCAGUUAAUUACCCAGUUAGAAAUGUCUGCGGUUUGAGAGGAUCAACAGUUGAAAUCAGCUGCACCUAUAAAUACCCUAAACACCUAAAAGUGGAGAAAAGAUGGUGGUUUACUAAUAUACACAAUGAGCUAGUAGAUCUGAGAGAUGAUACAGACUAUACAGGUCGUAUUGAUUACCGCUGUGUAGAGCCCAGGUGUGGGUCCUACAGCUGUACUGGAACUUGUACACUGAGAAUCAAAAACCUGACACAGAGUGACUCUGCUGUAUACAAGUUUAGGAUUACAACAAACAAAGGAGGGAAAUAUAGUGGUGUCCCUGGAGUGAAGUUAUCUGUGACAGAUAUCCAGAUGGAAGUGGUCAUUCGUCCUAGCAGUUAUAACAGGGUACAGCUGGAAUGUAACAGCAUGUGUCAUUCAACCGGUCUUACGUACACCUGGUACUGGAAUGGAAUUCGUCAACAAUAUCAAGGAAGGUUUCACGGGUUCUACGUUGACUCUGACUACAGUGCUUCAUGUGCUAUUAAAGGAUCCAAACAUCUCACCUCUCCAUCAGUGUACGCUCCAGAGACCCCCUCAGUGGGAGUGACUCCCCCUGAUGUAAUAAAGGAGGGCAGUUCAGUGAAUCUGACCUGCACCAGCGAGGCCAACCCAGUAGCAAAGUACACCUGGUCCAAGGUUACUACAGGUCAUUCCCCCGGACGCAGUGUCCAAGGACCACAGCUUUCCUUUCAUCCCAUCCAGUCUUCACACUCUGGACAGUAUCUCUGCACAGCUGAGAAUGACCUAGGGACAAAAACUUCCUCCCCAUUCUCUAUUGAUGUGAAAUGUGAGUAAAAGAACACACAGAAUAACAUCAUAACACAGAUGUUAAAGUUUGCACAACCAUGUCAACAUUCAGAUGAAUCAUCUCAAUUCAUCCUGCAUUCCCUUAACUC
Gadus macrocephalus (Pacific cod) is the source of this 1260-nucleotide messenger RNA. RefSeq lists its product as uncharacterized. Bases 248 to 1159 code for a protein of 303 amino acids. The record is from RefSeq and is a predicted model, not a curated record. The transcript has 5 exons. NCBI's taxonomy places the organism in Eukaryota, Metazoa, Chordata, Actinopteri, Gadiformes, Gadidae.